AUCAAAAUCCUAUCUGAUGAUUUCUCAUUUUUUACUUUAAAACUUUUUUGUAUUAUAUCCUUUGGCAUACACUAUCUUCCUUCUAGGUUUGGUUUCAUAGGUUGCAGUUUAUUGUUGGGUUGUUAAAAGAACAAUUCUGAGAAACUAGAGUUAAACUUGCUUCCACUCUCUCUCUCUAUUUCUCUACACCAAAUAUCUAUCCCUCUUUUUACAACAGCCCCAACCUACUCUCUCUCUCUCUCUCUCUCUCUCUCUCUGAGGAAAGACAGAUGCACGUAAUAAGCAAUAAAGAUUCAAACUUUUGAGGUUAGAAGUCCAAGAACCAUGAUCAUCAUUGAAGAAGAAAGAUAGCAAUCACAACAAGAUGGCCAGCACAAGUGAGGAGGGGAAACCAAGAGACAUGACAUAUUGCUUCCCCUCCGCCGGAAACCACCUACUCACCCAUCUCCAACCCUUUCAGCCGACGCCGGAGAUCUACAACCUAGCCUCCGGCGUCGACAUGAUAGGGUUUCCACCCAAGAAUUUGCACAACCACUCCACCGCCGGCUUCGGCCUCGCAGCGAUUUCCGGUGCAUCAAACGAGGCCUUGAUGGCCUCAUCCUAUCAACACUACAGAUCACUGAUCGUCGACGGCGACGAUCCAUCUCUGAGAUGUGUCUUCUCCUGCGAAGGAAACGAAAGGCCGAGCCAAGGCCUCUCUCUCUCCCUCACCUCCUCUGACCCUUCCACCAUCGCGCUGCAGCCGUUCGAGCUCCGCCACCACGACGAUCUGAGAUUCGGGCCGUCGAGCUCGAGAUCGGUGAAUUUCGAGCAUCCGCUGCCGCCGGGAUACUCCUACGUCAAGAACUCCAAGUAUCUAGGCCCCGCGCAGGAGCUUCUCUCUGAAUUUUGCAAUCUUGGAAUCAAUCAGCUCAAGAUGAAGCAAUCACAGAAAAAAAGCAGCGAACCCACCGCCGACGAAGAAAAGCAGCCGCCGCCAAUCUUCUCCCUCAACCUCCUGGAGCUGCAGAGAAGGAAAACCAAACUCCUCCAAAUGUUGGACGAGGUGGACAGGAGGUACAAGCACUACUGCGAUCAAAUGAAGUGCGUGACGUCAUCGUUCGAGGCGGUGGCCGGAGGCGGAUCCGCGGCGGCGUACUCGGCUCUCGCGGUGAAGGCGACGUCGCGGCAUUUCCGGAGCCUGAGAGACAGCAUCGUGAACGAGAUAAAGGCCACAAAGAGAGGCAUGGGAGAGAAGGACGCGGCCACCGCGGGACUCGGGGAGACGCCGCGGCUGCGCCUUCUCGACCAGACGCUGAGGCAGCAGAAGGCGCGGCAGCAGAUGAACACGAUGGAGAACCACCCGUGGCGGCCCCAGCGCGGCCUCCCCGAGAGAUCCGUGUCCGUGCUCCGUGCCUGGCUCUUCGAACACUUCCUCCACCCGUAUCCGAGUGAUGUAGAUAAGCACAUUCUAGCCCGCCAAACUGGCCUCUCAAGAAGCCAGGUCUCAAACUGGUUCAUCAACGCGAGAGUGAGGCUAUGGAAACCCAUGGUGGAGGAGAUGUACUUAGAAGAGCUGAAAGAGAAGUCCACCGCCGAUAUCGACGAACAUAACCAGACACCGGAUACAAAGCCAAGCCACGAGCAGCUGGUGCGAAGAGAUUCCGAGUGCCUCUCUUCCAUCAUCAACAACGAUACGAAAAAGGGAAAAACCCUCCAAAACGAGCAGCGCCAUUUCAGCAGUUCCUACGGUGCGAUGGAGCUCGAUUUCUCGUCCUAUUCCACCAGCAGCGUGUCGCUGACGCUGGGGCUGCACCAGCGCUGCGAAGGCGAAGGCGAAGGCGGAGGGGUCAGCCUAGCGUUCGCGGCGCCAGCGCAGAGCUCGCUCUUUUACUCUAGGGAUCAAAAUCAAAUGGAGGAGUGCCAAACGGCGCCGUUUUCGCUAUUGGAUAGUGAGAAUCAGAGCUUGCAGUACCGGAAUUUGAUGGGAGCGCAGCUGCUUCAUGACUUAGCUGGAUGAGUUCAUCAGAAUAUAUAAUGGAUUUUUACAUUGUCGGUGAAGUUAAAAGAGAAUUUGGUGGGUGAUGGUGAUGGAGAAACCUAUAAAUUGUGACAUGUUGUAUACAUAAAAUACUGGGAUAGGAAACAUUUAUCUGCAAUUUGGAGUUAGGUACACAUUUGAGAUAUUUGCGCAUAUAUAUAGGAUUGUAUUAUAUACCAAACUAGUUUUAAAUACUAAACGCCAAACACAUCAUUAUAGAAUAA
This is a messenger RNA of Salvia splendens (bonfire salvia), 2244 nucleotides long. Its product is annotated as homeobox protein BEL1 homolog. The record is from RefSeq and is a predicted model, not a curated record. Gene Ontology annotation, biological process: regulation of DNA-templated transcription. NCBI's taxonomy places the organism in Eukaryota, Viridiplantae, Streptophyta, Magnoliopsida, Lamiales, Lamiaceae. Gene Ontology annotation, molecular function: DNA binding. The coding region runs from base 365 to 1999 and encodes 544 amino acids. The transcript has 5 exons.